Messenger RNA from Marchantia polymorpha subsp. ruderalis, 2426 nucleotides. Lineage: Eukaryota; Viridiplantae; Streptophyta; Marchantiopsida; Marchantiales; Marchantiaceae. The record is from the annotation of a GenBank genome assembly.
GGACGCCCUUUUUUUCGAGGUCUCGUCCAGUUCGAGCGCUGCGAGUUUGCCCUGCUUGGUUAUCACGGCAAGAGCAGCAGCAGCAGUAGUAGCGCGAGCAGCAAGCAGCUUGUGGGCAGUGACGGAGCGAGUGAGCGAGUGCUAUCCGCCCCAGGAGCCCAAGAGCAUCUUUGGAUUUUUGACGAGGAGGAACUUGACGAUUUUUCGGAAGCACAGGAUCAGCAGGCUGUGCUGCGGUGAGAGGACGAGCAGGAGAGAGCGAGGGAGGGAGAGAGAGAGGAAGAGAGAUAGAGAGAGAGGGAGAGGUUGCAGCGUGUGCGUCGCAGUGCGUUCGCCCUGUUUGUUCGGAGAUUGAGAUAGGUGCGGGUGAGGGAGUGGUUUGAGAAGUGAAGCGAGUGGUGGGUCGAUUUGACUUCACUUGUGUGCUUCGUUGAAGAGGUUUUGGAGUUCGGAGUCCUGAACUUGGUUACGAGUUGGAGGUGGUACGAGCAGUAAGCGAGCAGGCUGGCCAUGUCGCGUGUUUACGUGGGGAACCUAGAUCCCCGGGCUACUGAAAGGGAGUUAGAAGACGAAUUUCGUGUUUAUGGAGUGCUGCGCAGUGUAUGGGUGGCUCGGAAGCCUCCUGGCUUUGCAUUUAUCGAGUUCGAGGAUCGAAGGGAUGCAGAUGAUGCCAUCCGUGCUUUGAAUGCAGGCAAGAAUGGAUGGAGAGUAGAGUUAUCACGCAGCUCCGGAGGUGGUGGUGGUCCCCGAGGUAGAGGUGGAGAUGACAUGAAAUGUUAUGAGUGUGGAGAGCCCGGCCAUUUUGCUCGUGAAUGCCGGUUGCGUAUAGGUGCCGGUGGCCUUGGAACUGGAGGACGUGGCCGCAGCCGCAGUCCACGCUAUAGACGUAGUCCUAGUUAUGGGCGCAGCAGUCGCAGUCCCGCGCGAGUUAGAAGUCGGUCACCUGUGCGAAGAAGGAGUGCGUCUCCUGUUGUUCGCCGGGGACGGAGUCCGAGCCGAUCCCCUCCACCACCACGCCGAGAUCGACGAGUGUCACCAGUUGUAAAUGGGAGUCCCCUAGCACCAAGGGAUCGCCGUCGCAGCCGGAGCCGGAGCCCAUAGAGUUGAUUAUGCAUAUGCAUCGGAACAUUGCUAGGGACCUCGGAGUCAUGACUCACCUAUGUACUUUUGGAAGGGGCUUUGAAGAAACAACUAUGAGGGAUUGUAUUCCUGCAAACUUCAGAAUGCUGGAUUUUUCGGCAGUUUUGUUAGCUCUGUUUGAGGUGACUACUCUGCUUGUAUAAGCGGCUGGUUUGCAAAGUGAUGGCCUCACCAACCAUGUAGGCUAUUGGCCCGAUGAAAGUUUGGACUCUCCCUCCAUGUGGCCGGCGUCUUCAGUAGUUCGGUCUCCUGCUGAAGCUCCGGCUGACUGCUAUUGUGAUAAGUUUCUUUCCUGGUUGCCCUUUCCUUUUGGUCUGGUAGACUCUUGUUUUCGCAAAAAAACUAUGCUCGAACAUGUGCAAUCUUGUCAAGUUCCCAAAGAACAAAUUGCAGAAUAUAUGAACAAGAAAUGUGUAUGAUGGCCAGUCUAGAUUCAAACUCACAGAGGCCUUGCCUUUGUUGCUGUGUUCUGAGGUGUGGUUCUGCUUAGAACGGCACGGCACGGCACUGCACUGCACUGCCUCCCUCGCCUCGGUAGUCUGCCUCUUCAUUCAUUGUGGUCUCCCUAUAUAGCAUCAUCAAUGGCUGCCUACUCCUGCAAAGCUGCUACCUUUUGAUCUGGGAGGGUUAUUGUAUUCUGCUCGUCUCCGCUGUGGUCUACGGCACAAAUUCUACAUGUGAGGCAUGUCUCCCCUGGCUGCCAAGCAUGGUAGCUUGUGUGGACCAGCAUGGAACAAGGAUGUAGUCUUGACUCAGCCGUCCACAACAGAUUUGCUGCUGUGUAUCCUCGUCCCUCUAUUUGCGGCUCUUCUUCCUAAAUCUAUACAAGCUGUUGGAGUUAUGCCAAGCCAAACGCCCUUCCGUCGUGUCAAUUGCCGUCUUUAUUUGUUCGCGUGUAUUCCUAACUCGUGUCUUUGUCGUGUCAUUGUCCGGAACCUAUUAUAGAUAGCCCUUGGUUUAUCGCUUGAGUUCAUGCAAAUAAAUUAGCAUAGUGGGACAGUAGUACAUAGGUCGGAUAUAUGCAUUAGAGUCAGAUGUCAGGAAGGUAGAUUUGGUCUCGUUUAGUGGAGUCAUCUAAGUCGCAUUGAGGUCGGUCUUCGUUAGCUCUACUUUCAACAGAUAUAUAGUUUCAAGGCUAGGUUGUGCAGAUUGUCAGAGGAAUACAUGGUUUAGAUCCGUGCUUGACUCAUCAUAGAUGUCUUGAGUAUGUCCGAUAAACCUAAGAAAGGUAUCCGAGUCUCAAUGUGUAUUCCAAUGUUGUAAAUCUCAUUCGCACAAUGUGACAG